Mya arenaria is the source of this 5200-nucleotide messenger RNA. RefSeq lists its product as uncharacterized. The transcript is spliced from 10 exons. Gene Ontology annotation, molecular function: zinc ion binding. Lineage: Eukaryota; Metazoa; Mollusca; Bivalvia; Myida; Myidae. The record is from RefSeq and is a predicted model, not a curated record. Bases 350 to 1987 code for a protein of 545 amino acids.
UACCUGCUUGUUUUUUAUUAAAUCUAAUAAUUAUUUUAAACCGAGUUUUAAGAAGAGGUCAUUUGGGAAUGUAUUCAAUAUUUUGGAUAUUUGUGUUUUCUUAAUGAUUGCAAAUAAGUUUUAAAGCCUAAGAUAACAAUAAAGGAGAUAUAACUUAAACAAGGAAGUAAUUUGCUUCUGAAUACAAUGCAGUGAUUCAUAUACUCAUAUGAAGAUAUAGGGUUUACAGUGAAAUAAUUAAUAAUAUUUGACAAAUAAUCAUCACUUCAUCCCACAAACCACACACACUUGUUUAUUAAAGAACGUUUUGACUUCAUUCCUUUUAUCUUAAACUGCAUUACCAAAAACUAUGGCUUCAAAACAGAUUCAGUGUGAAAUGUGCAGUAACGAAAAUGCAAUUGGAUAUUGCAAAACCUGUGGAUACCUUGGAGAAACUUGUAUAGAUAUUCACAAGAUAGGAAAAAUGUUUAAAACUCACAAUGUCAGUUUGAAUGAGGAAAAUAAUGAUAACCCAAAGAUCACUAUGCGGGACAUCACUGAAGAGAGAUGUAAGCAGCAUCCGACAGAGAGAACGAUAUUUCUUUGUAAAAAUCAUGAUUCCGUGAUAUGUGGCAGAUGCCUUCAUUCAGAACAUCAUUCUUGCAUUAGAGAGGUUGUUGACUUGCUGCAUGGAGAUAUAAACAUUGAUUGCGAUAAAGUCAACACGAUGAAAUCACUGUUCAAUGAGCUAAAAGCAGACAUUCUGUUUUUGAAAGAUGAAGCAGAACACAGUAAGGAGAGCUACAAGAAUAAUGCUGAUCAAUGCGUUGAAGAUUGUAUGGAAUUACGAAAUAAAAUAAUACAGCGUGUAGAUGAAUUGACAAGUAGCAUUAAAGACGGAAUAAGAGAGAGAUAUGAAGAAAAUAUAAACACCUUUUCCCAUAUUACUAAGAUGUGUGAUGAGAAAAUCAAGUGGUGUGACAAUGAAGAAAUUAAAAUUGAUGAUUUCGUUGACAAUAAAAUGGCUGGGCGCUUGUUCCUCGUGAGUAGACAUUUUGAGAAAGAGGUUUCGGACGCAAGAUCCCACCUCAAAGAAAUCAAACACAUACACACAUUUAAGGGGAUUGACUUUAAAGAAAACAAAGUGAUUCUGAAAUGUAUGUUUGAGGACUUGGAGGAAAUUUGUGAACAACAUGAAGAAGUUACAGGGAGCGACGAUGGACAUGCCAACGACGUUGUCGCAUUCAUCACAGAAAUUAACAAGACACGGCGAGAGCUCACUGCAUUGUUGAAAAAGACAGGAAAUGAAAUAGACGAAUCAGAAAAGGCAAGACAGUCACUGAGUGAUGAGCUGAAACAAGUGAAACAAGACCUGGAUAAAUCAGAAAAGACAAGACAGUCACUGUGUGGUAAGCUGAAACAAGUGAAACAAGACCUGGAUAAAUCAGAGAAGGCUAGAAUGGAUAUCGAGGCGGAGUUAAAAGGAACUAAAGAAGACUUGAAUCGAGUUGAAAGGGAAAGAGCAAUAAUCCUGACGAGGUUUCCACACAUGAAAGAACACUUGAACUGGACUCAACCCACUGGAAGAGUUGAGGUCAAGACUAGCAUAGUAGCUACGGCUUAUGGCGAUGCAACUGUCAUCGUGUUGGAUUUUACAUUCCCAGAUGGCAUUCAGACGACGCACCAUCCAUCCCCGGGAAACCCGUAUAAAGGCGGCAUGUUCAAAGGACGUUUGAUUUGCGACUCUGAGGGCCAGCUGCUAAGUAGAAUGUUAAAGGCAGCGUUCAGGAAAGGGUUGAUGUUCAUCAUGGGGAAAGAAGGAAAAGUUGUCCUGGAUGACAUCUCAUUGUAUCAAGGUUAUGUGCAUUACAGAUAUGUGGGGAAAUAUUCGGCUUACGAUGAAUACAUACAGACCUUGAAAGCGGAGCUGGCUGCCAAAGGCAUCACAGAAGCAAGCAUAAAUCAGACGGGGAAGCUGAAAGAGACUUUUACUGUCGAUGAUCGUUAACUUUUAUCAGUCUUAUGUUAUCGAUGGUCGUACUCCGAAUGAUAUUGUCCAUUUUCAUAUGUAUGUUGGUGUUGUUAUAACAUUACAUGCCGGUCUGGAGUCUUUCUCCAUAUAAUCUAUUUUGCCUAUGUGUCUUUAUCGUGUAUAGUUUUGGACUGCUUGGACAUGGGAAUAGAAAUGGUAACUUGAACUUUACAUUAGUAAACGGAUUUGUUUCAAUACAAACAAUGAACUAUGUUGUCCAAUUUACAUAGGAUAAUUUCAAUAUAUUGAAAUCAUUAUUAAUAGAAAUGACUUUACUAACAGCUAAAUAAAUGUCUUAUCAAAAACAUACUAACACUUUUAGAGAUAUUAAUCAAAUAACUAUACUUUAUUCAUGUGAUUUUAAUUCCUAAUUUUGUUUGAAGGUGCACGUGAACAUUUAAUGUGUAUGCAAACACAACCAGCAGUAGUAUGGUAAAACAUUGUGUUAUUUUGUAUGUGUAUAACAUAACACACAAUAAGUUUGUUAAUUCGUGUGCAUUUCUGUCUAUGUUUUGCUGUGGCAUAGUGUAUCUCCUUCCCAGUGUCAGUUAACCUUGUGCCGCUUAAACGAGUAUUAAGGAUUUUGAAGUAAACUGGUCUUUUCCAUGUAUUUCAAUUGUAGUAUUUGUAUAAUAAUAACUUAUGUAAAUAUGAAUUCUUGUAUCUAUACUGAUUAGGUUGUAAGUGUAUUGUAUUUGAUUUUUGUGUCUUAUAAUAUUACGUCUUAAAACUGCACUCUCACAGAUUGAACGUUUUGACAUUUUUUGUAAUUUUUUUGUCUUGGGACGAGCCAAUUUUUGCAAAAAACCAUGAAAACCAGUAAUAUAAGACUGCUGACAAAAAAUAGAUUAAAAAUUGAUGUUUUACGUUUUUUUCUUAACAUUGAUUUGCAGAUAUUUUGGCAAAAAUGUGCUCUUUCCAAGACAAAAAAUAAGUUGUAAAAAUGAUUUAUCUGUCAGAGUGCAGCUUUAAACAAAGUAAUAUAUCGUACGUUAAGUUUUAAAAUGGAAAAAUAAUCCAUGCGUUAUGUAAACGUGUAUUUUAUAAUAUUGUUUUUAAUAUAUAUUGUCGCUGAUACUUAUAAAUAAUUAGAAUAGACAAAUCAUUGGUUGCUUUGGCCCUGUUUACGUGUACAAUAAUUAAGGCAUAACGGAAACUCAUCUAGAUAAACAUGAGCACAAUAUUACAAUGGAGACAUCAGGUACAGGUCCAGUUGUCAUCACCUCAGCCGUGACAUUGUUCAAAGACGUACUACUUAAGGUCUAAAAGAAACUCAACGCAAAAAAACAAAACGUCACCAUAUUGUAAUGGAAACAAUAGGCAUGUGUCAUUUAGUCUAUACCUCAACUAUUUAACUAUUGUGUUUAUAGACACAAUAAUUAAGGCCUAAAGAAUACUUAACAAGAGGCAAAUACCGUCACAGUGUUACUUUAUCAACUACAGGCACAAACCAACUUGUCAGUACUUCAUCUUGUUCAAAGACACAUCACAAAAAGACUAAAAUAAACCUUUUGAAAGAUGCUUCACAUCACAAUACAUUAAAUAUAAACGUUAACAUAGACAUUACAACUUCAUUACAGUCAUGAUUGUUUUACAUCAUUUGAAAGGUCAGUGUAAACAUGAGUUCACUUUGCGGGGCAAACCAAUGUUCCAAAGAUCGAUUAGAACCAUCUCAAACCAAAUUUGUCAGUUGUUUUUUAAUUCGAGUUCGGAAGGUCUCGGGUUUACUCACUGACCGCGUCGUAUCAAGCCAGUGUAUUUUUUGGUACCAUUAGCCCUCUUGUCUGGCGUCGCUAGGCAUUAACAGGGUAGUAUUGAGAUACAUGUUGUUAAAUUUUGAGGAUUUGUUCGCAUCAACUAGUUUAAACCCACAUUGAACUCCUUUUUUACCGACCAUUCAAAGGAAGUAACCCAACUGUUUUUCAUUAAGCUAUUUUGUUGUGAGUUUGGUCCGUAUGUACUAUUUGUACGUGUUGUGUAUCUCGUUCAGUGUUUUUUUGUGACUCGUAACGCAGUGUUCGAUUAUUUUGUGGAUUGACCAGGAUGUUGGAGAUAUAAAUAUAUUUAUGUAUCAUUUUAAAACAAGAAUUGUUGAUUGUUCCAGACAAACAUUGCUUGAUGAUGUAAUAAAUUAAUCACGCUGUGAUACCUAUAAAUGCUUUAAGUCUUUAUUGAAUGUUGAAAGAUACCUUAAUAUCAGUUAAGCGUUUCCUGUACGAGAAAAAGCAUUGGCUUGAAUAAGAUCAUUAAUCCAUAUUGUAAUUGGUCGAUUUUUAGUAAUGAUAGAGAUGAUCGCUUCUGUAUUCAUUGUUUUUUGGACAAAGAACUAAAAUGAAUAGCAUGUAUUACUUAAGUGUUUACGAUUUUAUGAGAUCCGCGAAUUUUAUUUUCUUGGUACCGUGGAAAUACUGACUUUGUUCUUUUCAAUAAUCUCAUGGCAUCGGAAAAUGUUACCCAUAUUUAAUCCACAGCUAUUUAUGUUCAUAAACUCAUGUAAGGUAAAGAUAACACGUAAAUUUGUUAACCAAAACUCUUAUUUAGUUUCAUAUAUGUAUUUAGUUUUAUUUGAUUUGCAUUGUAACAUGUAUUAUGGGCUGGGGGCUUUUUAUUAAAUAAAUUUUGUUCGUUCAAAAUUGUGUUCGUUCACUAAAUAUUUACCUACUGGACUCGUGCUAUACCUUCCAUGGUGUUAUUACAAUUUAAUUACAAGCAUGUCGUGUGAAGUACAAACUGCACUAGUAAUGCACAAAGUGCAAUGGUUUCAAUUAUUAAUGAUACAUAAGCUAAAUUAGUAUACACAAUUACAAAAAGUCAUUGCAUUAUAUAUGUUUUACAUUAUGCAAUUCAGUUAAUAACGUGUACUGUUUUUUUAUAACUGAUUGCAAAUAAUUUUUUUAGAUACUAGUUACUUAAACAUUUCGAAUUUUGCAAUAUUUAAAUAAUUGUUUAAUUUUCUUCAGUUUGUAUUACAGUCAACUAACAGAAUAACAAUAAACAACAAAGUUAGAUAGUCCAUACUUAAUAUUUGUGUGCUAAAUGUAAAUGAAAGGGGACAAAACUUCUCGAAGACGUUAACAAUAAAUCAUUUAUUGUCUUCUUAUAUUCUGUUUGGGAAUUGUUACAAGUUCAAACUAAUUAUUAUGUUAUCUUGAUUAGGUAUCUAAUGCACUGUUGCUGUUUCACAAUAAA